AUGAGUGUCGCUACUGCUACAGCUACAGCAUCGGAGAUCAUCUCUACAGUGACAGGGGGUCCUACUGAAUUGAAAGUGCACCCAUUGCCAGGAGCUCCAUUGGGUGCAGUGAUUGAACUGCCAGAAGGUGUUAAAGAUCCGUCGAAAUUGGGCGACAAAGAUUUCGAAACGUUGAAAAAGGCGCUUCAGACUUAUUUGGUAGUGGUUAUUAAGGACCAGGCUGAGCUGGCUCCGGAGUCUCAGUAUGAACUGACCAAACGGUUUGAUCCCACUUGUGCAGGCAAUUAUGGCCAUUCCAAAGAGUUCAGGAAUGAGAAGAGUGUUCUUCGCAAAGAUGGAGUUUCAGUUCCUACAGUACCACAAGUCCAGAUCCUUGGUCAGGGAGAAAUGACUAACCAUUGUGGAUUGGAUAAGUUCACAUUGACCCAUCCUACACAUAAUACAUUCCACAAGAACGUUCUAUCGAAAGAAGAACAGGAUGCUGGAUACACCAGAUACUACCGAUGGCAUAUUGACGCCGCUUUAUACGGAUUGUCACCUCCAGUGGCUACUACAUUGCUAGGAAUCCACGUUCCACCAGCCACUAAACGACAGAGAAUCCGAUAUGAAGACACUGGCGAGGAGUUCGAAGUGAGCCAGGCUGCUACCGCGUUUGUUUCUGGAGCCAAUGCAUUUGAUCUGUUAUCAGAAGAAGAUAAGAAACUGGCUCUUGAGACCACAGUCGAGUAUCCACCGCAUCCAUUUAUUUAUAUUUCCGACGCACGAGCCACCUCGGACGGUCUUACAAUGGUCAGUGAAGGCAAAGAGCUGCCUUUUGAUCAACUUCCAGAAUGGGAGGAGUCGAAAAUCAAGAGGCUGCCUCUUGUCUGGACGAACCCAGUCACCGGCAAGCACCAUCUCCAAACCGCAGCCUGUGCUGCUGGAUCACUUGUGCGGUCCAACGGCGAACGACUGGGUCUGGAAGAGACUCGUAAAGAGCUCCAACGACUGAUGCGACCGGCCAUCUCGCCCAAACACGUAUACGCACACGAAUGGCAGCAGGGCGACCUCGUCAUCUUCUACAACCGCGGCGUCUGGCACUCAGUCACCGGCCAAUUCGCGCCCGGCGAGACCCGACUCAUGCACCAGUGCAACGUUUCCAGCGGCCUGGACCCCGUCUGUAACAAGUAA
Sugiyamaella lignohabitans is the source of this 1170-nucleotide messenger RNA. RefSeq lists its product as uncharacterized. The coding region runs from base 1 to 1170 and encodes 389 amino acids. The transcript has a single exon. Gene Ontology annotation, molecular function: oxidoreductase activity. NCBI's taxonomy places the organism in Eukaryota, Fungi, Ascomycota, Dipodascomycetes, Dipodascales, Trichomonascaceae. The record is from RefSeq and is a predicted model, not a curated record.